Molecule: messenger RNA, 1530 nt
Organism: Diaporthe batatas
Lineage: Eukaryota; Fungi; Ascomycota; Sordariomycetes; Diaporthales; Diaporthaceae
Exons: 4
Coding region: 1-858 (285 amino acids)
Molecular function (GO): catalytic activity
Source: RefSeq, a predicted model, not a curated record
AUGGCCGCCACCCAAACCAUCCAAGUCCCCCACCUGGGCGGAAUCAAGGCCGGGUAUGCCAUCUCUGGAAACGGGCAGAUCGACCCGUCCAAGCCGACAUGCGUUCUCAUAAACGCAAUGUGCAUGACUAGGCUCACCGCCGCCGUUAAUCUGCUCGCCAUUGAGCCCCUCGGCCACGGCGCCACGAGCUGCCCUACCGAGCACUUCACCUACUGGGACACGGCCAUUAUGGCCCUGCAGGUGCUUGAUAAGUUGGGUGUCGAGCGGGCGUACGCUCUCGGAACAAGUCAGGGCGGCUGGAUGGUCGCACGGAUGGCCAUACUUGCGCCAGAGAGGAUCCAAGGCCUGCUCGUGCUUGGCACGUCGAUGGACUACGAAUCCCAAGAGUCGAGGUUAAAGGGCUGCUGGGAUCCGGUCACCAUGCUGUCGCCUUUCCUGGAGAAAUGGUCGAGCCCCGUCGAGGACUUUGUCGUCGACGACGUCUGGUGCGGCAUGGUUGGAAGCGUCGGUUUCGGUGACCAUGGUACGCCAGACAAGGCAGCAUUUUGGACCAACACGCUACGGGAGGUUUACCGUGGGGACGAGGGCCGCAGGAAGGCCAAGAUGGCCCUGCUCAACCUCCUGACAAGGGAUGGCCUCCUCCUCCGCCUAAAGGAUGUCAAAUGUCCCGUCCACUGGCUUCAGGGGACCAAGGACAUUCCAUACGGUACCACCGUGCCUACCGAGCACAUUAAGCUGUUCACGUCCGCCCCCGAGGCGGAGCUGACUUUUGUCCCUGAUGGUGGCCACUACCUCAACGCGACGAACCCCGUCGAGGUUGCAGAUGCCAUGCUCAAGAUGAUUACUGCGGAGAGAUAGUUCUGCUUUUACCGGAGGCAGCGAAUUGUGCCGAUGGUGUUACCAAACAGAAAUCAGUCACUCUUCGAAUAUAACCCAUCGACCUGUCGCGACUGCCGACUUCCAAGGUUACAACGAGCAUACUGGAGCAGCAAAUGUCUCGUUCAAAAGACCAGUUGGCGGCAGAGUCUGGGCAUAGGGAAUGGGGUGGGUGGAGAGGACCCAGAAGACUUGGGCAGUCAUCUAUUAGCAGAAGUCUAUUUAUUGACCAAAUAAAUCGAAUUAUUUGAUAUGAGGCGGGAUCGAGGGAAUAUCCGUGGAAUAGCCCCUGUCCCUUGACUGUCGACUUGACGGUUCUCCACUUGUGUCGACCACAACCAUCGUGACGAUGUCCAUCUGUAUUCCCCCGUCAGACUGGGCUUGUUGCGAAGGAAGCGACGGUUGGCUGCUGUUGCGAUCGCCGAUUCUCCACCACCCCUUUUCUUUCUUCGAAUGCCACGAUUGUCUCUUCCACUUGUCCUGACCACCCUGCACGUAUACAAUAUUACCGAGAUUACGCCCUUCCGGCGUCCUCAUGAACGUAAAUUGGUCGAGACCUGUGUUGCGAAUGUCUGCCUUGUCGCUGAAAACAAUUAUGUAAGACCAGAGGAUCGAGUCGAGGAGGCCAGUUGCGGCAAGAAGGGCCCCAGCUGC